This is a messenger RNA of Arabidopsis arenosa, 3035 nucleotides long. The record is from the annotation of a GenBank genome assembly. NCBI's taxonomy places the organism in Eukaryota, Viridiplantae, Streptophyta, Magnoliopsida, Brassicales, Brassicaceae.
UACCCACAGAUCAAACAAAACAAAUAUUCAUCUUUAUUUGACUAUACAUUCUCACUAAUCUCUUUUGAGAUGAACCAAGACAUGUUCAUAAAUAUUCUUUCUCAUUCUCCUGUUUCGGUGCUCGAAAAAUUCAGACACCUAAACAAAGAAUGUAACCAGAGAACCUACACUUCUUCGUUUCUCAAACUCAAUCUCCAAAGAACCAAUUCCAUUUCCGGUUACUUCCUCCAGUACUCCGAGAGACUAACUCUACACUCCACUUUUGUCGAAGCUCUCGGAAACAGGGCUUGUGGGACUGACGUCUCGCUCGAUUUUCUACCGCCGGGAAAAGUAAAGAUUGAAGCUUGUGACUCAAGUCAUGGGAUCUUGCUUUGUGUUAAUGAUCGUCCGGUUAGAGGAAGACAACCGGAGUACAUCAUCUGCAAACCAACAACAAAACAGUACCUGAUCUUACCGAAACCAAAAACCCGGUAUUUCACGGUCGCACUCGGUUUAAUGGUUAUUGGAUCUAACCCUUUCCGGUAUAAGAUCAUCAGGCUCUCAGACUUACCUUACGUGGAGAAUAGGAGGUACAACAUCAACACCACUUUCGUCUGUGAAGUUUUUGAUUCGGUUUCAUUUGCAUGGAAACGACUAAAGAAUUUUGAACUACUGGAAAAUGACUUAUUGAGUCCAUGGAACUCUAAACCGAUAGCUUCUUACGGGUUUUUGCAUUGGUUAACAACCCGCAACAAUGUGAUCCGGUUUUGUUUCAAAACCGAAACUUGGUCAUAUUCUCCGGUUCCUGAGAAUCUAGCAAGCGCUAACUCUCUAAAUUUGACAAGCUACGAAGGUAAGCUCGGGAUUAUUUGUUCGAGAUCCAAGGAAGGAGUGGAUUGUGAGGAUUUAUGGGUUUUGAAGAGCACUUUUGGGACUUCUUGGGUGAAUGUGAAAGAGAUUGAAAAUAAAGGGCUCAAAUCCGUUGGGUUCUUAAGCAACGACGUCGUAACGCUGGCUGACAUCUCGAAAUUUGUUAAUUCAAUUCAUCGGAACUUGUUGAUGGACACCAUUGAUGGAUUCGCCGAUUCUUAUGACAUCAGCAGCACUACUUUCUUCGCCGCCGCACCUGCUCCUACCGAUAACACCGAGUCUUCUAUUGUUUUUCCGGCGGCAGCCGAACAACUUCUCACCGGACCUGAUGUAUCUGCUCUGCAAUUGCUCUCCAACAGCUUCGAAUCCGUGUUUGACAAGCCGGAAGAGUUCUACAGCGACGCUAAGCUUGUUCUCUCCGACGGCCGGGAAGUAUCUUUCCACCGCUGCGUUUUGUCAGCGAGAAGCUCCUUCUUCAAGAACGCUUUAGCCGCCGUUAAGAAGGAGAAAGACUCCAACGCCGCCGUGAAGCUCGAGCUGAAGGAGAUUGCGAAGGAUUACGAAGUCGGUUUCGAUUCCGUUGUGACUGUUUUGGCUUAUGUCUACAGCAGCAGAGUGAGGCCGCCGCCUAAAGGAGUUUCCGAAUGCGCAGACGAGAAUUGCUGCCACGUGGCUUGCCGGCCGGCGGUGGAUUUCAUGUUGGAGGUUCUCUAUUUGGCCUUCAUCUUCAAGAUCCCGGAAUUAGUUACUCUGUAUCAGAGGCCUUUAUUGGACGUUGUAGACAAAGUUGUUAUAGAGGACACAUUGGUUAUACUCAAGCUUGCUAAUAUAUGUGGUAAAGCUUGUAAGAAGCUAUUGGAUAGAUGCAAAGAGAUUAUUGUCAUGUCUAAUGUAGAUAGAGUCAGUAUUGAGAAGUCAUUGUCACCAGAGCUUUUCAAAGAGAUAACUGAUAACCGUAAAGAGCUUGGUUUGGAGGUACCUAUACUAGACAAACAUGUCUCUAAUAUACAUAAGGCACUUGACUCGGAUGAUGUCGAGUUAGUGAAGCAUUUUUUGACAGAAGGCCACACCAAUCUAGAUGAUGCGUGUGCUCUUCAUUUCGCUGUUGCAUAUUGCGAUGUGAAAACCGCAACAGAUCUCCUAAAACUGGAUCUUGCCGAUGUCAACCAUAGAAAUCCGAGGGGAUACACGGUGCUUCAUGUCGCUGCGAUGCGGAAGGAGCCACAAUUGAUACUAUCUCUAUUGGAAAAAGGUGCAAGUGCAUCAGAGAAAACGUUGGAAGGUAGAACUGCUCUCUUGAUCGCAAAACGAGUCACUAUGGCGGUCGAAUAUAAUAAUGUUCCGGCGCGAUUCAAGCAUUCUCUCAAAGGCCGACUAUGUGUAGAAAUACUAGAGCAAGGAGACAAACGAGAACCAAUUCCUAGAGAUGUUCCUCCCUCUUUUACAGUGGCUGCCGAUGAAUUGAAGAUGAGGCUGCUCGAUCUUGAGAAUAGAGUUGCACUAGCUCAACGUUUGUUUCCAACGGAAGCACAAGUUGCAAUGGAGAUCGCCCAAAUGAAGGGAACAUGUGAGUUCAUAGUGACUAGCCUAGAGCCUGACCGUCUCACUGGUACAAAGAGAACAUCACCGGACGUAAAGAUAGCACCUUUCAAAAUCCUAGAAGAGCAUCAAAGUAGAUUAAGAGCGCUUUCUAAAACCGUGGAACUCGGGAAACGCUUUUUCCCGCGCUGUUCAGCAGUGCUCGAUCAGAUUAUGGACUGUGAGGACUUGACUCAACUGGCUUGCGGAGAAGAAGACACUCCUGAGAAACGACUACAAAAGAAGCAAAGGUACAUGGAAAUACAAGAGAUAUUAACAAAGGCCUUUACUGAGGACAAUUUGGAACUUGGAAAAUCGUCCCUCAAAGAUUCAUCUUCUUCCACAUCGAAAUCAACUGGUGGAAAGAGGUCUAACCGUAAACUCUCUCAUCGGCGUCGGUGAGACUCUUGCCUCUUAGUGUACUUUUUGUUGUACCAUAUAAUUCUGUUUUCAUGAUGAUUGUCACUGUUUAUGUCUAUCGUUGGCGUCAUAUAGUUUCGUUCUUCAUUUUGCAUCCUGUGUAUUAUCGCUGCAAGUGUGUUUCAAACCAAUGUUGUAACAUUUUGAACCAGCGGUGUACAAAUUUGUAAUAUAUAUUGAUGUACAUC